Ziziphus jujuba (common jujube) is the source of this 2968-nucleotide messenger RNA. Its product is annotated as probable beta-D-xylosidase 6. NCBI's taxonomy places the organism in Eukaryota, Viridiplantae, Streptophyta, Magnoliopsida, Rosales, Rhamnaceae. The record is from RefSeq and is a predicted model, not a curated record. The transcript has 6 exons. The coding region runs from base 157 to 2547 and encodes 796 amino acids. Gene Ontology annotation, molecular function: xylan 1,4-beta-xylosidase activity; alpha-L-arabinofuranosidase activity. Gene Ontology annotation, cellular component: plant-type cell wall. Gene Ontology annotation, biological process: arabinan catabolic process; xylan catabolic process.
UCUCCACACCUGGUUAUGUAACAACAAACAACUACCAGUCUAAUAAUCCAAUCUUAAAUCAUAGAUUCUUGUACUGCUCACUGCUCAAAAAUAGAAGAAGAAAAACAUCCUUAAAAGUCCUGACAGUUCAUAACCAACAAUUUUUUCAGAGCCCAAAUGCAUAAUCAUAGGUUCUUCUUCCUCUUGCUGGUUUUACAAUUCCUCAAACUCUGCUCCAGUUUCUCUUCCAACCCACAUCAUCGUCUGUUCCCCUGCAAGCCACCCCACCAUAGCUCUUACCCCUUCUGCAACACCUCACUCCCCAUCACCACCAGAGCUCAGUCCCUUGUCUCCCUCCUCACCCUUCAUGAGAAGAUUCAACAGCUCUCCGACAAUGUCUCUGCAAUCCCAAGACUCGGCAUACCCUCUUACGAAUGGUGGUCCGAAUCACUCCAUGGAAUCGCCAUCAAUGGUCCUGGAGUUUCCUUCGAUGGAGUCAUCAACUCCGCUACAAGUUUCCCACAAGUGAUUCUCACUGCGGCUUCCUUUAAUAGGACGCUUUGGUUCUUGAUUGGUUCGGCUAUUGCUGUUGAAGGCAGAGCAAUGUACAAUGUUGGGCAAGCUGGGUUGACUUUCUGGGCACCCAAUAUCAAUAUUUUCAGAGAUCCCAGAUGGGGGAGAGGCCAGGAGACUCCAGGUGAGGACCCCAUGGUUGCUUCUGCUUAUGCUAUUGAUUUUGUUAGGGGUUUUCAAGGUGCCAAUUGGAUGUCUGGUAGUGGAAUAAGGAAUAGAUUUGGAGAGACGAGAGUAUUGAAAGAUGAUGAUGAUGGGAAUCGUGAGGAUGAUGAUCUUAUGCUCUCUGCUUGUUGCAAGCAUUUAACUGCUUAUGAUUUGGAAAAAUGGAAGAAAUUCAAUAGAUAUAGCUUCAAUGCUGUGGUUUCAGAACAAGACUUGGCAGAUACAUAUCAGCCCCCUUUUCGUAGUUGUGUUGAACAAGGCAAAGCUAGCUGCUUGAUGUGUUCUUACAAUGAAGUAAAUGGUGUUCCUGCUUGUGCAAGGAAGGAUCUCUUGGAUCAACCUCGGAAUGAAUGGGCGUUUAAAGGAUAUAUCACCUCUGACUGUGAUGCUGUGGCCACGGUUUUUGAAUAUCAGAAUUACACUAAAACUCCUGAGGAUGCAGUUGCUGAUGCUCUUAAAGCAGGGACGGAUAUUAAUUGUGGAACAUACAUGCUUCGGCAUAUGCUCAAUGCAACUAAACUAGGGAAGGUGCAAGAGGAGGACAUAGACAGAGCUCUUAUCAAUUUGUUCUCUGUUCAGCUUCGUCUCGGGCUGUUUGAUGGGAAUCCUAGAAAAGGGAAAUUUGGAAGUUUAGGACCUCAAAAUGUCUGUACCUCAGAGCACAAGAAAUUGGCACUUGAGGCUGCAAGACAGGGAAUUGUUCUCCUUAAAAAUGAUAAAAAAAUUUUGCCUUUGAAGAAAAAUGAAUAUUCCUCUUUAGCCGUCAUUGGCCCUUUAGCAAACAAUGCAAGUAAAAUGGGUGGAGGCUACUCAGGAAUUCCCUGCAACCCAAAGAGCCUUUUUGACGGAUUUCAAGAUUAUGCAAAGGAAACAUCUUAUACAGCUGGUUGCCUUGAUGUAAAUUGUACCUCUGAUGUUGGGUUUGAUGAAGCCAUUCUUACUGCCAGAAAAGCUGAUUUUGUUGUUAUAGUUCUUGGUCUUGAUUUGACCCAAGAAACAGAAGAUCUUGAUCGAGUUAGUCUUCUCUUACCUGGUAAACAGAUGGCUCUUCUAUCCACCAUAGCUGCUGCUAGUAAAGAACCAGUGAUUCUAGUUCUUACUGGUGGUGGGCCUCUUGAUGUAUCAUUUGCUGAGAAGGACCCACGAAUUGCAAGCAUUCUCUGGAUUGGCUACCCUGGGGAAGCUGGUGGUAGGGCACUUGCAGAAAUUAUCUUUGGAGAUUAUAAUCCAGGUGGAAGACUGCCCGUGACUUGGUAUCCUCAGUCAUUCACCAGUGUCCCAAUGAAUGAUAUGAGUAUGCGGGCUGAUUCUGCUCGUGGUUAUCCUGGAAGAACAUACCGAUUUUAUACUGGAAAUGUUGUUUAUUCAUUUGGACAAGGCCUGAGCUACAGCAACUACGUUUAUGAAUUCUUAUCAGCCCCAAAUAAACUAAGCCUAACAGGAUCUUUGCAGGCUGGUUCUGGUAGAAAAGUACUACAUCAAGUAGGAGAUGGGCUUGAUUAUGUAAACAUAGAUGAGGUAACUUCUUGUGAUUCAUUGAGGUUCUCUGUGCAAAUAUCUGUGAGGAAUGAUGGAAACAUGGAUGGUGGCCAUGUUGUGUUGUUGUUCUCAAGAGUGCCAAAAGUUAUCAAAGGCACUCCAGAAAAGCAGCUAGUUGGAUUUGACCGUGUGCAUACUACUUCAUAUGGCUCUACUACAACGAGCAUUUUAGUGGAUCCUUGUGUACAUCUUAGCAUUGCAAAUGAAUAUGGAAAAAGAAUACUGCCAUUGGGUGAUCAUACAUUAUCGUUAGGAGAUUUAGAGCAUCUUGUUUCAAUUGAAACAAAUUAAUGCAACAUGUCAAUGAAAAAGGUAAAUUUACAGAUUCAGCAUCAUUUUUAUUGUUGAAACACAGCGCUUGUGGGGAAAAAUAAUGCCUUGAUGGAGCUGAGAAAAUGGAAAAAGAAUCUUGUGGCCUGAUUCCUUUUCUUGUUCCUGAGACUGCCCCCACAAGGUACCGUAAAAUAGAAGAAGAAUAAUCCUUUUGGGCGGAGUUUGAAAGUGUAUGGAGCAUGUUUGAUUGUUGAUACUAUCUUACUAUAUCUGUCAUCCAGGUUGAUUAUUUUAUCGGGUAUGAUAGAGAAUGAAGGCACAGUUCUGAUUAUAAAGCAUAAAUCUCUGAAUCCCUGUUAGUCUGUAGCUUAAUGUUUCUGUUUCAAGGAAAUAAAUCCCAUAUUGCAAGGUUAGGAAUUUUCCUACCUAGUUAUCCUUA